This is a messenger RNA of Polypterus senegalus (gray bichir), 1131 nucleotides long. RefSeq names its product sperm-associated antigen 16 protein-like. The record is from RefSeq and is a predicted model, not a curated record. Gene Ontology annotation, biological process: axoneme assembly. Gene Ontology annotation, cellular component: axonemal central apparatus. Bases 107 to 634 code for a protein of 175 amino acids. Lineage: Eukaryota; Metazoa; Chordata; Cladistia; Polypteriformes; Polypteridae. The transcript has a single exon.
UAUACGGACCUUUGAUUUCUCCGCCCAUUUUUCAACUGCAUGAGACACUGGCAUUCUUAAGACGCUUCACCUAAACACCACUCAGCUAAGAAUCCGGGAGUCAAGCAUGGACACAGCUGAUAAUAGCCAAGAAUCGAGCAAUGAAUCUGACGACUUUAACGAGAUGCUCUCAGAGGAGGAAUGCAGCCGCCCAGAGUCUCCAUCCUCACGGCCUACACUGCUUGUGUCCUCCCAAGAACCCAAGGCGUUAGACGACUUUACGCUCAACUUCCUCAUCAAGAUGGGGAUGCGCAAGACCUUCGACUGCUUCCAGACAGAGUGGUAUGAAAUGAUGCAAAGGGGCUCCAUUACUGGAAAGCAUGUAGGCUUUGUCCCGGAGAUCUAUCUUCAUAACCAGCUGCUGGAUAACGAAAUGCGCCGUCUGAACAAAGUGAUUGAAUGCUACAAAGAAGCGGCUGUGAAGCAAGAGGAGAUCCUGGUGAAGCUGCAAAAGGAGCGCGACAUUCACCGCUUGCAUCACAGACGUGUAGUGCAGGAGAAGCAACGCUUGAUUAGCGACAUGAAAAGAAUGGAAAAGCACUACGCAUGCUGCGAGCCGGAACCAAAGCAGCGAGCGGGAGUUCUGAACGCUUAAGGCAACGAAGGAGAUUGUCCGAUGACCACACGGCAUAGUCGAUUUAUUUAAAUACUUAAGGGUGCUUGUAAAUAUCCUUGAGACUGGUUUACAAGACAGAAUGGCAUCACAGGCGCGGGAGAGUAACACUUCGUAAGGAGAAACCUGGACAACACAGGAAAUCCAAAUGUUUUGUAUACAAAGUAUAUGUAUAUUUUUAGCACAUGGUGUUAAUUGGUCAGUCGUAUAUUUAAUUCGGAAGGAAAGUUACAAACUUUAAUUACACUUAACUUUUAGCGAUAUGAAGGAUUUCGGUAUUCGCAAGAGGCCAAUCACUGUUAUAUUCACAUUUUUCCUUCUGUGUUCAGUAAAUAAAUAAAUAAUGACAGCAUUGUCCGGUCCUUUCCUGAAAUGCUGACAGUUACUUUUGUUACGUGCGUUAAUCAAUAGGGCUCGGAAAUCAGAUCACUCAGCCAAUGGCGUAGCUCGAGUUCUUGCCGGGCGGGGCGGAGCUUCAA